CAUUGUUUGUUAUAUAUAUAUUCAUUUAGUAUCUGUGUGGGGGCCCGCAGCGCCGCACAUGCGAAGCGCCAGCUCAAACUAUAAAGCCUCUCGAAAACUCGAAUACUCGAAUACAAAAGAACAGAUCCGCAGUCGCAUUUCGUAUCCGCAGUCGGAAUCGUGUUGAAACUAGUUUUUUUUUUUUCUUUAUUGCCGCGUCGCGUCUGCCCCACAGUGUUCAGUUAAUUAACAAAGAAAUGUCGCGUGAAAAUGUUCGGAUGACAGCUGCACUGCUGCUCCUCUGCCUGCUGAUGAUGAUGGGUGCAAAGGGUGUGGAGUCCAAGAAGUAUAUGCGCUGCGAGCUGACCCGUGUGCUGGUGGAGACCUACAGAUUCCAAAAGACGCUCAUGUCCAAUUGGAUCUGCCUGGUGGAGCAUGAGAGCUCCUUGGAUACGAACAAGGUGACGAGCAAAGAGAACAAUAGCAAGAACUAUGGACUAUUCCAAAUCAACAGCAGGGACUACUGUGCCGAGGGACGCCGGGGUGGACUGUGCAACAUGAAAUGUGAAGAUCUCUCCAACGAUGAUAUUUCGGAUGAUAUUGCCUGCGCCAAGACCAUACAACAGCGCGACGGCUUCAAAUAUUGGAAGGGCUGGAGUCGGUAUUGCCGCAACACACAGAACCUGCCCAAUUUGGAUGUCACCUGCAAGCUGAGCACUUUAUCGCCCAUACGGAGUCCCAAUUCGUUUUAGAAAGCCAGCAUGAUUCAAAUCUCUUCAAGCGGAACUACUUAAGUCUUAGUUUAAGAAAUCCCGUUCCAAAUUCAAUGAAUUUGCAAUCACAAUUGGAACUGUUGACAAUUGUGCACAGUUUCAUUUCAGGUAUUAGUUCUAGGCAUUCUUAUUUGUCAGCAAUGUUUAAGAAAAUACUUUGUGCAUAUAUAUUAUACAAGAGUUGUAAACAUUAACGUUAUUUAACACCUUACUAGGCCGCUUUAAGGACUAUUGUGAUGUGGCUUGGACAAAAGUAAGUCCUCGUCCUGCUGAUUUGGAAUAUACAAUAAAGAGGACGAAAGUCCGUCAAAAAGCUGAAAAAA
This is a messenger RNA of Drosophila novamexicana, 1075 nucleotides long. RefSeq names its product lysozyme. The record is from RefSeq and is a predicted model, not a curated record. Lineage: Eukaryota; Metazoa; Arthropoda; Insecta; Diptera; Drosophilidae. The transcript has 4 exons. Bases 237 to 731 code for a protein of 164 amino acids.